AUUUGAAGUCCGAGGAGGAAAGAUGGGCAUACAGGAGGCAAAAGUGGCAGUGCUUGACAAGCUGGGGGCACCGAAGGACAAGGGAGCACUGAGGGCACUCCUGGGGUUUCUAAACUACUACCGACGCUUUAUCCCCAAUUUCAGCAAGAGAGCUCACCGGCUGAACCAACUGCUGAGGGAAGGGCAAGCCUGGAAGUGGGGACCAGAGGAAGAACAGGCAAGAAGGGACCUACUAGAGGCCAUUAAAGCAGGAACGGUACUACAGCUGCCAAGGAGAGACUUACCAUUCACGCUGUACACUGACUGGAGCAGCACGGGCAUGGGAGCAGUAUUGUGUCAAGAGGUAGAGGGAGAAGAGCGAGUGGUAGCGUAUGCCAGUCGAAGCUGCACGGCAACAGAAGCCAACUACAGUUCAUACGAAGGGGAAGGAUUAGCGACUGUGUGGGGAGUGACACACUUCAGGGCCUACUUGCAAAGACAAAGAUUCACGCUGAUAACAGACCAUCAGCCACUCCUGUGGCUGAUGACCAACGGAUCCUUGACAGGGCGGAAUGCACGGUGGGCAAUGCGACUGCAAGAGUACGACUUCAUCAUCAAGCAUCGCGCAGGAAAGACGCUACAACAUGCAGACGGGCUGUCACGGAAUCCUCCCCCAGCGGUAGAGCAGCAAUGGGCAGCAGUGGCCGCGGAGGGAGAAGAGAAGGGAGAUGUGCAGGAGCUGAAGGAACAAAAGGCAGCGGAUAUUUGGCUGCGCACGUCCCUGUGUCUGCAGGUGCGCGCGGAGCAGUUCGCGGCGGGCGCCAUCAGCCUCGCGGCCAAGUUCCUCAAGGUCAAGCUGCCGGGGGAUGGUGACAAGCCCUGGUGGGCCGACUUCCAUGUCACGCCCAAGACGCUUGAAGACGUGAGUGUGCAGCUGCUGGAGCUGUACGAGCAGGUGCGCCUGGCCCCUGCGCCCACCCACCCCGCUGCCACCACCACCGCGCCCUCCGCCUCCGCUGCGUCGCGAGGCAGCUCCCGCGGUGCGCCCACGUCCCUCUCCCACCCCCCUCUCGCUUCUGCCACCACCACCACCGCCACCACCACCAGCAGCGCUCCUCUGUUGGGUAAAGGGUCCUCUGCUGCGCCCAGUGACUCCCACUCGCUGCCUGGUGGCGGGGGAACAGCGGGAGGACAGGGGGGCGGAAGGCGGCACAGUGACGGCGAGAGGGAGAAAGAGAGUGAGAGAGGGGGUCACAGGGAGAGUGACGGGAGGAGAGAGCGGAUUGCUGCGAAGGGUAGGGAUGGGCGGGCGAACGGCAGUGUGGGAGGGGGGGAGAUGGCAGUGAACGGUGAUGGAGGGAGGAAUGCGGGUGAGGCAGGUGCAGUGGAGGAGAGGGGAGGAAGGAGGCAGAGUGGGGGGGUCUCGGGGUAUGGUAGCAGGGGUGGGGACACACAUGGGAGGGGAAGGGAUGGGACGCCAAAUGAAAGGGACGAGGGGGGGAGAAGGGGCAGUGGGGGAAGCAGUGCGGCGAUGGAGGAGGAGGAUGGGGAGAUAGGCGAGUGGUCGGGGGGGAAUGUGGAGGAACCAGGCAGCGCGCACCAGGAGGGCCGGACCAAGGGGGCCAGGGGCAAUGGGGUGGAUGAGGAGGAAGGGGCGGAGGGGCGGGGGAGGAAGAGGUGGGGCGGUGAGGAGGAGAUGGAGUAUGCGGUGCUGCUGGACGAGGUGGACGUGGGGGCCAGGGGGCCGGGCGGGGAGAGGGGGAGGGCGAGGGCGGGGGGCAGGAGCGAGUGGCAGGAGCAGGAGAGUGCUUCAAGGGGUGGCAGUGGCGAGAAGCGGCAGCAGGUGAGGGCCCGCCUUGCCUGUGCGGGGGCAGGGGCAGCUCGUGACGGGUGGGGGAGUGCGGACAGGAGGGAGGAGGAGGGCGAGGUGGGUGAGGCGGGGGAGAUAGGGGAGGCGGGGGAGGUGAGUGCAGGGGAGGGUGGCAGGGCGGAUGGGGGGGAUGAUGGGGUGGGGCGGGCAGCGGAUGGCAGGAGCAGGCGGAGUGGAAUGGACCUGAACCGUGCAGCGGACGAGCCGGCAGCGCGCAGCAGCGACAGCAGGGCAGGGGGGAGCAGCCGUGCGCACACUGGCGGUGCUGGCGCUGGCGCUGCUAGCGGUAGAGCUGACCAAACGACGCCAGGUAGUGGGGAGGAACACAGAGGGGUGCAGCGCGGUGGUUUGAGGCGAGGGAGGGAUGGGGAAGAGGCUGGCGAUGACGAUGAUGAGGGUGGGCAGCACAGGCAUGGUGGCGAGUGGGGAAGGCACAAGAAGGCACGCAUGGAGACAUAAUCAUGUCGCAACCGGCAUCGACCCAUGUUCAUGCCAUGAUAUUACCACAAUUCCCCGCAAAAGGCACCCCCUGUAGUUGAAAUGAAACCCCCCUGUGUAGUUAAAUCAGGGAGGGUGUAUUGGUACUCAUUUGUCUUGCAGUUACGUAAUCUCCCAGGCAAAGGACCCAUCGGUAAGAGAGUCCAUGGGUCGCUUGGAAGCAGGGUCCUCGACAUCAGACAAAUUCCGCCUGUUUGUCUGAUUUUCAGACUUUUUCUCAGGCGUUUAUAUGAUUUUUUAGAAGCCCAAUUAUUGAAUUUCUGAUGCCCUAGAAAGUGAUUUUGUAUCCUUCUGAUAUUUCAGAAAGGGUGUACGCUAUAUCUAGUGUUUGUAUAGACUGUAUAGGGUCACCUCUUAGAGAGUACAACCCUUAGAUAUGUAUGC
Messenger RNA from Closterium sp. NIES-67, 2731 nucleotides. Lineage: Eukaryota; Viridiplantae; Streptophyta; Zygnematophyceae; Desmidiales; Closteriaceae. The record is from the annotation of a GenBank genome assembly.